Messenger RNA from Blastomyces gilchristii SLH14081, 2627 nucleotides. Its product is annotated as zinc finger protein gcs1. The transcript is spliced from 5 exons. The coding region runs from base 1042 to 2292 and encodes 416 amino acids. Gene Ontology annotation, cellular component: Golgi membrane. The record is from RefSeq and is a predicted model, not a curated record. NCBI's taxonomy places the organism in Eukaryota, Fungi, Ascomycota, Eurotiomycetes, Onygenales, Ajellomycetaceae. Gene Ontology annotation, molecular function: GTPase activator activity. Gene Ontology annotation, biological process: regulation of ARF protein signal transduction; regulation of endocytosis.
AACCAACCUCACACCUUCACACCAGCCCCAUUACACACUCGUUUCUCGCUCUUUGGAUUCACCUGUGUAAUUUAUCGUGUCCAUACCUCCUUGCCGUUUGUUUAACAUAUUUCAGGGGCGAAGAAAAAUCGAGGGCAGUGAACUUUGGUCUAGAGCUGCCACCCCCUUCAGAUCAACCACGUAGACCCUACACCCACUAGCCUCCCUGGCGCACUCAGACAAGAUAGAUAGACCUCAGGACAGAGAGCGACAGAGGCGCGGCAAUUGAAGCCAUCUGGGACUGCGACAAGGGAAGUGGAGGGCGAAGUUGAGGAUCUGGGAAAGCAGCUACGGAGAAAACCCUGUUUUGUUACAGAGUACUUAAUAAUUAAACCUUAUAUCAACGACGACCAACGCACGGCAGCUACUGGAAUAAAAAAAACCGAAAACAAGAGUGAAGGACAAGAAUGCAAGCCAAGUCGCACUUUUUGUUUGAACACUGACUGGAAUUUGAAAACGGAACAUCAAAAGAAAAGACGUUGAGGAGAACCUGACAGGACAGCGAAAUUUAUCCACGGUCAGAUUUUCUUUUCUUUCUUUUAUCUUCUCUCGGACAACUUCCCCACCCACCACAAUCCCCGUCCCCCACUACCGCUUCCGCUUGCGCCUCCGCCUCCGCCUCCGCUUCCGUUUCCCGCGAUACCACUUUCCAUCAUUUCCGGUUUCCGGCUCCCUGGGCUUCGACUUGCCGCAGCCUCCCGCCCUCCCCCCUAAACUUAGCCCUCCGUGCUUGUGCCCAAAACAUCCGCUAGCGGUUUGUGUGUGUAGGAUUGGACGGGAGGGUGAGGAAGAUUAUAUUAUAUCUAUAACGUGUUGUUGAGGGAAGUUGUCUAGAGGGGUAAGUCUGCCUCUGGGGCAGAGGGAUAUCUGUUUGUUGGGGUUGGGCUGGGGUCCUUUUUAUCAUAAACGUGAGACGAAAGUGUGUGAGAGAGAGACGGAGUGAGAUAGUGCGUGUGUGCGUGUGUGCGUAUGUGAGGAAGGGAAAGAGAAGAAGAAGAGAAGAUGUCGAAGAUUUGGGAGGUGGAUCCGGAGACGAGGGGUAAGCUCCUACUCAUUCAGAAAACCAAGGGCAAUGAUCGAUGUUGUGAUUGCGGCGCGCCGUCGCCUCAAUGGGCCUCCCCAAAAUUUGGCACUUUCAUCUGCCUAAACUGCGCCGGCACUCACCGCGGCCUGGGCGUGCACAUCUCCUUCGUCCGCAGCAUAACAAUGGACGCCUUCAAGCUCGGUGAGACCCAGCGCAUGGAACUCGGCGGCAAUGAGGCCUGGAAGCUCUUCUUCGACGAACAUGCGGCCAACGUCGCGGAGGGGCGUACCUUUGAGGACUCGACUAUCAAAGAACGCUAUGAUGGGGAUGUCGGAGAUGAGUGGAAGGCAAGGUUGACGGCGAAGGUUGAGGGUAGGGAGUAUGUGCCUGGCGAGGAGAAGAAGAUGCAGACGUCGAGAGCGAGUACGCCAUCUGUGUCUGUUUCAAGUAGUGGGAAGGGUAAAGCACCCGGUGGAUCUAUAUCCCCUGAAGCGCUGGGUGCGGGAAAGAAAGAGCGCAAUGAGGCAUAUUUUGCAUCCCUGGGGGCAGAAAAUGCGAAUAGACCGGAGAAUGUGGCGCCGUCGCAGGGUGGGAGGUUUACGGGGUUCGGGGGCGGGAUGCCGCCCCCUUCUGCCUCUACGCGGAACGAGCAAGAUGGUAAUGGCGUGAUUCCGGGGUUAAAUGAUUUUCAGAAUGAUCCCGUUGCGGUGCUCACAAAGGGGUUGGGUUGGUUUGCGACUACGGUGGGGAAGGGGGCAAAGACUGUUAAUGACUCGUAUUUGCAACCCGCUGCGAAGACGACGAAACAGCUCGCCGAAACCGACCUAGCCGCACAAGCCCGUCUCGCCGCCGCAGAGGUGUCACGAAAUGUAGCAACUGGUACACGCGGCGCCGCUGACGCCCUCACCCGCUUUGUCGAAGGGCCACCAUCAUCAGGAUCGGCGUCAGGUGGGCCCGGAUCUGCCUUUGGAUCCCAAAGACGAACAUUGGAGCCUGAGAGAAAGGACUUUUGGGAUGAUUUUGCAGCGUUAGGUGAGGAGAGGAGGAGGUCUGGAGCUAUUGGGACAACGGCGAUGCGAGGAGGAGGGGGAGGGGGAGGGAGUGGUGGGGGAGGAGCUCCUUCUGGCGGUGGUACUGGUGCUGGAGCUGGAGCUGGCACUGGCAGCUGUGGGACGGGCACAACGGGGAAGGAUGAUGGGGGUGGGGGUGGUUGGGAUGAUAAUUGGUAGAUUUUUUUGUGCUCUUUUCUUUUUCUUUCUUGUUCGAAGUUAGAAUUAAUGGGCUGAAUCGGAUUUCUCUCCCCUGCGUCUUUUUUUUCCUUCUGUUUUUACUUCUGUCUAGAUGAUAGUGGUUUUGGGUCUCUUCUUCCUGGUCUUCUUUAUUAUUGUGCCUUGAUUAAACUGUCCCUCAUCCCUACACUUCUUGGUAUGAGGUGUUAAGAUAUCCGAGUAUACUUGCAUAUAAAACAUAAUGUUCUUAGUCUUGUCGAGGGUAUGAGACUAUCUGACGAUAUUCCCAAUAAAUAUUCGGCGAAGGUUUUCUUAAUCCCUUCAAAAUCCUUCCC